AUGCCUGUGUCCGCAGCACUUCCCGCUACCUUGAAGGGCAUCACAGCAACCAAGAUUGCGGAGGUCGCGAAACAACGUAGCGAUUACGAGACCUCGAAGAGACACACUAUCGAGACUGCUGAUCAUCAAACCGAUCUACUUUCCAAGGUCAAAGCUCUUUUUGAUGGUACUUGCCGCAUCGAAGGCUGCCCCGUUUCCACGGAUGACCCUUCUGGACUCGAAGACUACCCCGAUUCCACGGAUGACCCUUCUGAACUCGUAGACCGGCAGCUGUCGGAAAGUUUGCGGAACAAAAGACGCUUCCUUCGUCAGGCACAAGCUGAUCCUUCGUUCUCUCCGGCAAUACUUCGACAAUUUGGCGAUGAGCUCUUGAGGGACCUCGAACUAAAGAGCCAAGGUCACAUUCAUGCGGAAUUCUUCUCGAAACUGGUCACAGAAUGGCUAUCAGACUCUGAUGAGGCGGAUUUGGGAAUUACUGAAAACUCUGAUGAACUUGCCAGUAGCACAUCUUCUUUCGAGAAUAUUGGCCGGAAGGAGAUGUACGAGCAACGCGCACAGUGGGAGUCUCUUGUCUUCACCAGAAGCGACAUCGAUCCGGACGUUAUCAACGACUACCUUACCAAGCUUUUUACUUCUACCAAGACUAAAGCUAAAGCUCUUAAGGACAUACGUACCCAGGUUCGAGCUUUUAGCGCCGGCUUUGAGACACGCUCUGGUCGGUUUGAUCCUGAUUAUCUGAAGGUAACUAUCAAAGGUCUGGUCUUGACCGACUUGCUGUCCGAGGAAAAGAACGCCAUUCUUAAAACAUUCAUGAGCAACAAAGAGGUUCUCCCCGAGAUCUGCGAUGUAUUAAACAUGAGGUUGAUGUCACUAUCUACAUGGUCAUGGUCCACUGGUGAGGGAGAUGCGAUUCCACUGGAGAUGCGUAAGCAGCUCAACGGCAAAUACAGGGUUUUCAUGGACGAAGACGUGCUUGACGCUCUCUUGUUGCAUGGGAUCGCUCUUCGUUGGGCGGUUGAGUUCAAGAACGUCUUCACCAAAUUCUUUCGAUCACGAGCAUGGCGUAGAGGUGACCGCACCAUUCCGAAGCUUGACAAAGAGCGACGUGAGUACUUCUUGGGCGAGGAGACACAAGGAUCUAGUGUUUCUAACGUACACGAGAAGCGUCGCGAUCAGUACUAUGAGGAUUAUUUUAUGACGCAACUCCCAGAGGAUAUCUCGGAAGGAGGUCGAACCUACGAAGGCGAUUCGGAUGAUGAGGCCGAUAGAACACGCAAAGGUCCCCUCGAGAUCAAACAUAGUCUGCUUCAUCUUCUCAUCACCGAGUCUCAAUUGGCUACCCGACUAUGUGGCGAUAUUACUGUCGUCCGCUCGGACUUCAAAUGGUUUGGCCCUUCCUUACCGCAUAGUACUAUCUUUGCCGUCCUUCGAUUCUUUGGCAUGGGCGGGACAUGGAUUGACUUUUUCACCCGUUUCCUUGAAGCGCCUCUUCGAUUUACGCAAGAUGGUCCCCAAGGUACUGUCAGGACACGAGUCAGAGGUGUACCAAUGUCUCAUGCGUUGAGUGAUUUGCUUGGCGAAGUCGUGUUGUUCUGUAUGGACUACGCCGUCAACCAAAUGACUCAUGGAUCAAUUCUGUACCGUCUUCAUGACGAUUUUUGGUUUUGGGGUCAAGAGGAUGAUUGUCGGAAGGCGUGGAGAGCCAUGACACAGUUUGCCAGCAUUAUGGGUAUUCAGUUCAACGAGGAGAAGACAGGCACCGUGCGACUAGGCUCUAGAGCUAACCAGGCAGCCGCUUCCGCCGAAGCUGUGGUAAAAGGCGAAUCAGAAGGCAACCUAGAGAGCGGUUCAGAAGAUGAUUCGAGAAGCAGAAGGACCGGGAAGGGCGCUGUACUUACCACCGAUAAUCUGCCAAAGGGCGAAGUUCGCUGGGGAUUCCUGCGCCUCGACUCGCAAACAGGACGGUUUUUAAUCGACCAGAGCCAAGUGGAUGAUCAUAUCAAAGAGUUGAAACUCCAACUUUCCCAUUGCAACAGUAUCUUCUCCUGGAUUCAAGCCUAUAAUGCCUACCUAGGACGCUUCUUCAGCAACAACUUCGGCAAACCAUCUUUCGCGUUCGGGCACGCACAUAUCGAUAUGAUGAUCGAAACAUUCGGCCGUAUCCAACGAGCGCUCUUCCCCAACGGCUCCGUUACCGACCACCUCCGGCAAAUCAUCGAAGAACGAUUCAGAGUCAAAGAUCUUCCAGAUGGCUUCUUCUACUUCCCUAUCCGCAUGGGUGGGCUUGAGCUUAGAAACCCACUUAUUCCUCUCUUCUCUAUGCGUGAUUAUAUCCGCAGAUCUCCGGAAAAGAUGCUGGAACGAGCACUAGAUAAGGACGAAGAGGAGUACCAUGUUGCCAAAGAGCGGUUCGUGAAGAAUGAUGCAGGUGCUGGAUUGGGGCGGCACAGUAACCUCGAGCUACAGAGCAAGAUCAGGGCACAGCAGGGUGAUAAUGACAACUUUAUGCCCAUGGAAGAGUUUCUCCGCUACCGUGAAGAGAAGAGCGGAAAUCUGGCGGCUGUGUAUGCGGAGCUGCUGGCAAUACCUCAGGAAAAGGAAGUUGACAUGACGCCACAAAUUGCGAGUUGGUUGGAAGCUUUGCCAGCGGAAACGAUGGCCGACAGGAGCAAUGGCGGAGGUCUUGGGUCGGGAGUUUACCGAAAUUGGUCCUCUAUGGAGCCGUAUUGGAAAUGGGUUCUGGCUGUUCAUGGGGCGGAGGUGGUGCAGAAGUACGGCAGUGUAAGACUCGUGGAUGAGGCGAGGGUGCCAGUGGGCGUGAAGGAGGAUCUUAAGAAGGAGGAUCUUGAGGAGGAGGAUCUUGAAGAGAAGGAUCUUGAGGAGGAGAAUAGCAAGAAGGAGGAUAGCAAGGAGGAGGAUAGCAAAGAGGAGGAUCUUAAGGAGGAUCUUAAGGAGGAGGAUAGAAAGGAGGAGGAUAGAAAGGAGGAGGAUAGCAAGGAGGAGGAUAGCAAGAAGAAGGAUAAGGAAGAGGAUAAAAAAAAUAAUAAGGAGAAGGAUAUUAAUAAGGAGGAGAAUAUUUAUAUAAAAAGAGAUAUUUAUAAGGAAGAAGAUAUCAUAAAGAGAGGGAUGCUUAAGAUCCUUCUCCUCAAGAUCCUUUUUCUUGCUAUCCUCAUCCUUACUAUUCUUCUCCUUGUUAUCCUCUUCUUUGAGAUCCUCCUCUUUGAGAUCCUCCUUUUUGAGAUCCUCCUUUUUGAGAUCCUCUUCCUUACUUCUCCUUAA
Molecule: messenger RNA, 3279 nt
Organism: Endocarpon pusillum Z07020
Lineage: Eukaryota; Fungi; Ascomycota; Eurotiomycetes; Verrucariales; Verrucariaceae
Exons: 2
Coding region: 1-3279 (1092 amino acids)
Source: RefSeq, a predicted model, not a curated record